Molecule: messenger RNA, 576 nt
Organism: Melopsittacus undulatus (budgerigar)
Lineage: Eukaryota; Metazoa; Chordata; Aves; Psittaciformes; Psittaculidae
Product: lens fiber membrane intrinsic protein
Exons: 4
Coding region: 1-576 (191 amino acids)
Cellular component (GO): plasma membrane
Source: RefSeq, a predicted model, not a curated record
AUGCCAGCGGGGGGGGGGCUGCUCUGUGGGGCCAGCGGCCUGGGGCUGCUCCUGGCUGCCACCGCCACCAGCUCCUGGCUGCAGCGCCGGGUGCCUGGUGGCACUGCCAGCAUCGGGUUGUGGAGCGUCUGCGGCGGGGGACACUGCGGCCCCCACCCUGGCACCCCCGCUCUAUGGGAGGCCACGCGGGUGCUGAUGCUGCUCUCGGUGCUCAUGGCCACUGCCGGCCUUGCCAUGGGGCUCUGUGCCAUGGCCGGCACUGCCUGGCGAGUGCGCGUCCGUGCAGCCGGUGCCACCCUGCUCCUGGCUGGUAUGUGGGGACAGGCAUGGGGGGGGCAUGGGGCUUUGGGGACCGUCCCCAAGGCAGCCACUGGGCUGCUGGCACUCCUGGGGCUGGGGCUGUACACGGCCGGCACCCCAAGGAUGCUGGGGCCGGCCCGAGCUGCCUGGCGCUUCUCCUGGUCCUACAUCCUGGGCUGGGUGGCUGCUGCCCUCAUCAGCUCUGCAGGGCUUUUCCACCUCUGUGCUGCCCACAAGGACCCUUCUCCAGAGAGCUCUGAAGAGGAGAGUGCCUGA